GCCCAUACCCCAACAGGGGCCCGUUUCAGAAAGGAGGUUAAGUGAAAACUCUGAGUAUGAGUUUAGGUUAAAAAAGACUGGUCUAGACCAGUGGUUCCCAACCCUGCACGUUUAGUAUGUCUACUUAAAUCAAACCACCUGAUUCAGGUCAUCAGCUUAUCAGUAGUGACUUCAAGACCUGAAAUUGGUGCGUCAGAGAAAGGAGUCAUGCAAAAUGUGCAGUGUUGGGGUGCCUCCAGGAUCAGUGUUGGGAACCACUGGUCUAGACAAUGGAAAAAUGUUCCUUUUCUUUUCUCUUUUUUUUUCCCCUCACGGUAGGUCAUGUAUGCGGUUGUUACCUUGCAAGACUCAGAUGAGUUGAUGGUGGUACCAUCAAAUUGGUUGAACUCAGACAAGAGACACUGUUACUGGCCUCCAUUCAAAUCCAUAGAGAAGUGUAUGGAAGCUGUUCAGAACAAACUUUACCCUGAAACAGAAGGCAAACCAUGGGAGAAACUACGCAUUAUCUUUCUCGGAGAAUAUGGCACUUUUGAGAAGGCAAAGGAGGGGCUCAAAGAAUAUGAAGAAUGGUCAUAUCCAUUAGAGACUGUAUUACCUGGAAUAAAAAGAGAGGGACUUGAUAGCACUCAAGGAAUGUCAAAUAAUCAGCUACAGCCACUUCCUCCAGAAACACCUGCAUCUCCAUCCAGAAUGUCAGCUGAUGACAAGGUUGAAAUACUUCAAAUGAUGAGAGACGUCAAGAGCAAGGUUCAGCAAAACUCUUCCAUGUUAAAAAAAAUACUCAAAGACAAUACAGUUUCUGAAGCCCCCAGUAUUAUAUGCGUGCCUUCAAAAACCCUAAAACUGCCUCUUAGAACCUUUGAAGAUGUGGACAGGACUGAAAUGGAGCUCAAGAAUGCAACAACACGCAAAAAAUAUGUAAAAUAUUUGUCAAGGCUUGGAGGUUUUAUUCCCAAGGACGUGGUUAAGAAUAUUAUGCAGCAAGUCUUAACAGAUGAUCUGGCUGUGCAGUUCAACUGGGUGGGGAGAGGAGAUAAAAAGGCCUUCUCUCAACUUAUUUUAACAGAUGUGAUCCGAGAUGCUGCAUUAACCCGAAAUGUAAACAGGGGUCACUGUGAAACUGAAAUAAAAAAUUAUCUGAGAUGCGCAGCUGGUCGGAAGAAACUUAGAGAAAAAAAGGAGGUUUUGGGCAUGAAAUUCCAAAUGGAAUUUCUACAUCAAUGACGGACAACCAGCAAGAGAGGGAAAUACCUUGGAACAUUUUUGAAUAAUGAGUUUUUGAUAGGGAUGCACUGAUACUACUUUUUCAUGAACAAGGUCAAUACCAAUAUAUAGUACCGAUCCCUGUAUUUUCAUUUGUUGGCUUUGUUCAUUUAGCAAAUGAUAUAUCCUUCAGUUAUUUUCAUAAUUAUGCUCAUUAAAAUAUAUUCUACA
Carassius carassius (crucian carp) is the source of this 1434-nucleotide messenger RNA. RefSeq lists its product as uncharacterized. Lineage: Eukaryota; Metazoa; Chordata; Actinopteri; Cypriniformes; Cyprinidae. The record is from RefSeq and is a predicted model, not a curated record. The transcript is spliced from 7 exons. Bases 322 to 1224 code for a protein of 300 amino acids.